Molecule: messenger RNA, 1497 nt
Organism: Pyrgilauda ruficollis (rufous-necked snowfinch)
Lineage: Eukaryota; Metazoa; Chordata; Aves; Passeriformes; Passeridae
Gene: SAXO1
Product: stabilizer of axonemal microtubules 1
Biological process (GO): microtubule anchoring
Cellular component (GO): centriole; cytoskeleton; axonemal microtubule
Molecular function (GO): microtubule binding
Source: RefSeq, a predicted model, not a curated record
AUGGAGGACUUCCAUGAAAACAGAUGGUAUGCAAGGGAUGUGAUGAGGCAGGCCAUCACCCACUUGGAUUUGAGUCUGGCAAGGGAUAUCAAUGAUAAAUACAUCAGCAGGAAAAGGAAGAUUAGGGAAAGUGUGGAGCCAUUGUUGAAGCAGACAGGUGUCCUGGUGGUGGAAGACACAGUGAAGGUGGAAUUAGUGAAUGCCUUCUUUGCCUUAGUCUUUACUUUUGGGGCUGUCCUUCAGGAAUCCCAGAUCUCAAAGAUAAGGGAGGAAGACUGGAGAAAAGAGGACUUGCUCCUGGUCAUAGAGGGUUCAGUUAAAGGUCAGCUAGACAGACUUAAUGCCCAUAAGUCUACAGGCUCCAAUGGGAUAGUCCCAUGGAUGCUGAGGAGAGAUUACAUAGCUCAUGAAGUGUCGCCACAGAAACCUAAACCAUCUGAAAAGCAUGUCAAGAGACAUGAGAAUAUGGAUUUGACCUCCACUUUUACCUCCUCCUACACUAUGUCUCAAGUAUCUUCAUGUCUCUCCUGGAGGAUGAGGCGACAUAUCCCCAGGACCAAGAUGGAUAGAAGAACCACUUACAAAGAUGACUGUGUGUUACUGAAUGAACAGACAGAGCAGAUCAGACCAAAUAAUAGGUUUACCCCAUCAAAAGAGAAAUUUUACCAGAGAACCAUUGUCCAGAACAACUGUUUUUACAGGGGACUGGUUGCCACUCAAAGCUGUAAACCUCUGAAUCUGGGCUAGAAAAGCAAGGCUCCCUUUGAGUACAUAAUCAAUUACAGAAUGAAUUAUGUGCCAACUCCUCUGGUGAAACAUUAUGUCCAUAAAAUUCAGAAAUACAAGCUCAAUUAUGUUUCAUUUGAUGGCCUCACUACACACAAAUUUUCUUACCGGGGUGGGCUGGCAGCCAACCAAGCUUCCAAAACCAUACCAGACAAAGCCAGUCCCUGUCUUCCUUUAUCCACUACAACUGAAUUUCAGGAAAAACACAAAACUUGACUACAGUCUUCUGUAUUCACUGGAAAACCUGUUGGAUAUCUUCCUCCUCUGGAGAAAAUGGACCUUCACACCACUACUUGGACACAUUUGAAGCACCCAAAUGAAAAGCCAGCCAAGAUGUGUCAACCUUUGGCCUAGUUUAAUAAAAUUACUGAGCCAUUUAAUAGCUCUUCUAUAGUGAAGGAAGACUAUAAGCCUUGGCUAUGAAAUAGACUAAUACCUAUCACUCAUGCUCCGACUUUCCCAGCAAAACCAAUAGAUUUCUUGGCUACGUUUUGGACCCAUCAUGGGCCUCAUCUCACAGGUAUGUAAACCUAUUAACCCGUCUGGUCAGGCCUAAAGCAUCACACUCUCCUAGAUGCUAAAACAACCUACGCUGCCAGUUACACACCAAAGGGCUUUGUUAGAUGCCUGGCCCCUUACAAAGACCCACCCAGUUACAUCUUUGAGAAAACUGAUGCUGACAGCUUGAUUUUGUUUGGUAUGUUCUUUUAA